AUGUCACUCGAAGAUGUUUCAUUGGAAACUAUCUGUCCAUUAACUGAUGAAGAGAGAUGUCGUUGUCUUGCAGAAAAAUGUCCCAUUUAUUAUAAUUUUUCUAUUAAUUUAAUGGAAAGUUGCUAUAUGGAAUCAUGCUUCAUCAGUAAAAAAGCUUUAGAUGAUCGUACACUCAUUCAGGUGACGACAGUCUACACCAUCAUCUUUAUCAUCGGAUUAAUAGGAAAUUUGGUGACAUGUGUAGUCAUUCGAAGACAUCCCAUGCUCAAAACGCACAGCAGUCAUUAUCUUCUAAAUUUGGCUUGCGCAGAUCUUGUUACACUGUGUGUCGGUUUACCAUUUGAGGUUGUUAUGAAUUGGAACCAAUAUCCUUGGCCGUUUCCGGAUUUUGUUUGUAAUUUAAAGGCUUUGAUCGCUGAAACAACGAUCUCCGUGUCCAUCUUGACCAUUCUAUUGUUUUCAAUUGAACGUUAUAUUGCUGUGUGCCAUCCAUUCAUUUUUGUUAAAAUGAAACCAUUACGUAACAAUGUUCAUUACUUUCUGAUAUUCACAUGGGUUAUUUCAAUCAUCUGUGCAAUUCCAUUUGCCAUUCAUCAUCGAGCAGAUUUCAUGUUGAAAGACUGGCCAUAUACAAACAAUGGACAGCCGGUGAUCUCAUCAAAGAUGUGUAUGAUAGCUGUAAUGUUCGAUCAUCAACUACUGACGACAUUCAAAUUUCUAUUUCAUUUCUCAGCCAUUAUGUUCUUCGUUAUUCCACUCUCUAUCAUAUUCAUCUUAUAUGUUCUAAUUUCUUAUCAUAUAUCAUCUUCACGUAAAGGACUUCAACGAUCAGAAACUAUAGAGGAUGGACAUCUGAGAGUCACAUUUAUAUUAACGGCUAUUAUCUUAGCCUUCUUUGUUUGUUAUCUGCCUUUCCAAAUUCAACGUUUGGCUUUUUUCUAUUUCGACAACUCAGAGUUCUUUUCAAUGCUGAAUCAAUACGUCUACUUCAUCUCCGGUUUUCUCUUCUACUUAGCGACAAUUAUUAAUCCAAUAUUAUACAAUUUGGUCUCUACUCGUUUCCGCAAAGCUUCUCGAGAAGUUAUCAUUUCUUUGCUAUUCAAUCAACCUAUUCAAUCGCAAAAAUUCAAAUCAACUGUUAAAUACACAAUUGCUUCACAGAAAAGCCGUAGCGACGAAUAG
Auanema sp. JU1783 is the source of this 1182-nucleotide messenger RNA. NCBI's taxonomy places the organism in Eukaryota, Metazoa, Nematoda, Chromadorea, Rhabditida, Rhabditidae. The record is from the annotation of a GenBank genome assembly.